Molecule: messenger RNA, 882 nt
Organism: Vicia villosa (hairy vetch)
Lineage: Eukaryota; Viridiplantae; Streptophyta; Magnoliopsida; Fabales; Fabaceae
Product: basic leucine zipper 4-like
Exons: 1
Coding region: 78-605 (175 amino acids)
Biological process (GO): positive regulation of DNA-templated transcription
Cellular component (GO): nucleus
Molecular function (GO): transcription cis-regulatory region binding; DNA-binding transcription factor activity
Source: RefSeq, a predicted model, not a curated record
UCCUCUACCUUUCUUCCCUUUCCCCCUCCUCCCUUUCACCCCUCUCUAAUUCCCAAACCUCUGCCACUGCCGCCACCAUGCUCUCCACCCUCCCUCCCUCCGACCCUUUUCUCGACCACCCAUUCUCCGCCGGUUUCCCACCUUGGGAUUUCCAUGACCUAUUUUCCGACGACCUCGAAUCCACCACUCCCAUAACCAUAACUUCAACCUCCGGUUCAGACGAACCGAACCAACCCCACGAGAAACGUAAACCGGACUCAGACGAACCGAACCACCGGUCCGUAGUCAUAGACGAGAGAAAGCGGAGACGCAUGUUAUCGAACCGGGAAUCUGCCCGAAGAUCACGGAUGCGGAAACAACGACACGUGGAGAAUCUAAGGAACCAGUUGAACAAGUGUAGAAUCGAAAACCGGGAACUCAAAAACCGGUUGCAAUUCAUUGUGUUUCACUAUAACCGCAUAAGAACCGAAAACGAAUGGCUCCGGUCCGAGCGAACCGUGCUGAACCAAAGAAUCAACAACUAUACUCAAAUUUUGGUUUACCAACAGUUCCAAUUUCAACCUUUCUCCACUGCAUGGACAUGUAACACUACUACGGUGGAAUAAAUAAUCUUGAUUAAUCAUUAAUCAAGUUAAUUAAUUAUGAUUAAUCAAGUUAAUUAAUUAUAAUUAAUCUCGGUUAAAAUUCUAAGACAAAGUUAUAAUUUGUCUGUAAAAUAUUAAAAUUAGGUAAAUGAGUCUUGGGAUUUUCCGUGCUAUUUUUGGGGAAAAGCUAGGACUUGGUUUUGGAAAAUAUUGUUGAUUUUUUUCAAAACCAUAUGGUUGAUUUAUUAUCGAUUAAUAUUAAAUAUUUAUGUAUAAUAUUUGUCCUUUUUUUGGUUAA